AUGCAGCGAAAAGAGCUCGCAUCUGCAGAAGAAGCCGCGGUCAGGUUGCGAAUCAACGAGAUUCUACGACGGCUCGGCCCCGAUUUUUUUUCGCAUCGCCCAAAGAAACCUGGAUUAGCGGAGAAGAUCGCCGAUGGGAUGAGAUUCGAGGCGGCGCUGCAUGCUGCAGUGAGCGGCGCAUUGGCCAUUCGGGGCGUCCCACCCAUGGCGUUUCACACUUCCGUCGCGGGGCCUUUGCAAGAUGCCGUCUACAAUACCACGGCAGGAAGUUACGACAUCCUGGAGGCGGAAUACCUCGAGACUCAGGGUCCCGGUGGGCGGUGGGGGAUCCCGACGUCAAGCGUAGCGCCUCGAUCAAUUGAUGACGUCCCGGCGUUUAUCCACCUUCUCGGUCUGGAUCUCGACACAAAGGCCUGGUGGGAAAGCGAAGAGCCAGCGUCGCUCGAAGGCGAAGCCGCCCAGGCGGCGUUCGCCGCGCGGCUCAUGAUGACGACCGAAAGGUUUGGAUUUGCGCCCCCGAUCAGGGCGCAUGGUAGCAACGGCUCGACAUUCGUCCUCGCGCCCGACAUCGUCAAUACCGUGGAGCACAUAGAUGCCCAAAUGCAGCAACUCCGCGGUAAACUCGAAGAGCAGCGCUCCGCGCUGCGAAGGGUGACAGAACAAUGCGAGGACCGCUUUCUCGCCGCGUAUCAUUAUCUCUACGAAGGGGCCGCCGCCGCCAGUCCUGAGAUCGGUAUGAUAGAGCGCUACUUUCGCGAGCGCGGCGGGGACAACACAGUUCUCGGGGAUUUAGACCUUUGGGUCGCCGAGUGGUUCAGACGGGGUCGGCCUUCUACUCAGUGA
Peniophora sp. CBMAI 1063 is the source of this 843-nucleotide messenger RNA. The record is from the annotation of a GenBank genome assembly. NCBI's taxonomy places the organism in Eukaryota, Fungi, Basidiomycota, Agaricomycetes, Russulales, Peniophoraceae.